AUGUGCGCAGAGCCGAAUUUUGGAAAUGGCAUACUGGUGCCCCAAUACGGUAAACCUCCUACACCUCUGAAACAACGGCACGGUGAACUCACUGCCUUGGACCCUGUCAAUUCUCCCCCUCCUAUCGCCUCCCUCGAGCUUGUUCAUCCAUAUCGCAUCGCGCUUGCUGCCGCGCUUGCUGCCGGUGCUUACUUCCCCUUUGCGGUCAAUCGAGGGAGUCUCCCAGGAGCGAAGACGCUAGGAAGCUCUCGGGGCGGGUGUGCCGUCUCGUGGGAAGCCGACUCCUCGCGGACAAAACCAAUAAUGACGCUCCGAGUGGGGUACCAGUUCGUGGUUGCGCCAAUCGAUCACGACGUGGAUCGCCCGAGAUCUUCCCGGGGUUGCCUUCUCGCCGGGGCUCUGGGACCAUCGCUACCCUGGCUCGUUCUACGGGAGGAGUUGAUCUUUGAUCCCAGUUUGUCCACUUUCAUUUCCCAGUUUCCACCGGCCGAAAGCCCCGAAACCCUAGAGAUUUCUUUUGUCGAAAGCUUAGAAAGUUCCCAAACCGCAGCGGCGCCUCUUGCCGUCUGCGCUGACUGGCAGGCUAUAGCGGCGUGA
This is a messenger RNA of Penicillium cinerascens, 597 nucleotides long. RefSeq lists its product as uncharacterized. The record is from RefSeq and is a predicted model, not a curated record. The coding region runs from base 1 to 597 and encodes 198 amino acids. NCBI's taxonomy places the organism in Eukaryota, Fungi, Ascomycota, Eurotiomycetes, Eurotiales, Aspergillaceae. The transcript is spliced from 2 exons.